Molecule: messenger RNA, 528 nt
Organism: Phytophthora nicotianae INRA-310
Lineage: Eukaryota; Oomycota; Peronosporomycetes; Peronosporales; Peronosporaceae
Exons: 2
Coding region: 1-528 (175 amino acids)
Source: RefSeq, a predicted model, not a curated record
AUGUUGCGCGACGAAAUUCAGCACCUCAAGUCCAAACGCAACAACAUCUCCAUCGGGAACUCAACACAAAUUACUCUGCAGAUGGUGGCUACGGAGUAUUUCCGCGUCUUUCGUCAUGGGUUUGUCGAGCCAGACGGAUCGCGGAUCGCUGAGUUAGACUUCUUGCGCUUUUCGAUGGCGCCAGAUCUUGAUGCCGGAACGGUAUUUGGUUUCGAGGCUCUCGUAAGGAAUUGGGGAGUCUUCAGCCAGUUUUUCCAAGAUGUUCGCGUUUAUCUGGAGAGCGUCGAGCAGACUACAGAGCACUCACUCUUGGCUAGAACCACCACCAGUGUUACCUUCACCGAAAUAACACUUCGUGAUGCGUUCUUGUAUCAAGGUCACCAGGAGUGUGACCAGCAAGAGAGAUGGGUGCACAUCGCAGGUAAACUACUGGGGCAACGGCUCGAUAUGCACGGCUCCGUGCAGUUUACCUGGGACAGCUCGAACCAUCGUGUGACGUAUCUGCCGUGUUCAGCAACGCUCGCAUAA